AUGCCCUAUGCUGAGAUCACCGUAAAUUUGGGCAAAGUGACUUUAGGAGAAGAGAACAGGAAGAAGAUGACCAGUAGUUGCUUGAAAAGACACGAGAACUGCAGUAUCAUCCAGGCUGUCUGUGCACUGCUGAAUUCUGGAGGAGGUGUGAUCAAAGCAGAGAUCGAUGACAAAAACUAUAGUUACCGAUGCCACGGCCUGGGGCAGGAUUUGGAAACUUCGUUUCAAAAGCUCCUUCCAUCAGGUUCACAGAAGUACCUUGACUGUAUGCAACAGAACCAUGACCUGCUGAUUUUUGUGAAGUCGUGGAGCCCAGAUGCCUCCAGCCUUCCACUGAAGAUUUGCAGCUUACGCUCCAACUUAUACCAGAGAGAUGUGACCUCUGCUAUCAACUUGAGUGCCAGCAGUGCCCUGGAGCGUCUCAAAGAGAAAGAGUCUAGAGCCCAAAAAGGUGCCCCCAGGGUGCAUUUCCAGGAAUGUGCCCUCAACAAAUCCAUUCAGGAAGAAGAAGAUAUUAAGGUGUGUGCCUCAGAAUUUUUUAAGAAAGAUAAACUCAAUUAUAAGGAGAAGCUUAACUUCACAGAGUCAACACACGUUGAGUUUAAAAGGUUCACCACCAAAAAGAUUGUCCCUCGGAUUAAAGAGACACUGGCUCAUUAUGUUUCUGCAUUUGCCAACACUCAAGGGGGAUACAUAAUUAUUGGGGUUGAUGAUAAGAGCAAAGAAGUGUUUGGAUGUAAGAAAGAAAAAAUGAACCCUGAAUCACUGAAAACAGAAAUAAAAAACUGCAUAGAAAAACUGCCCACAUACCACUUCUGUCGUGAAAAGCCCAGGGUGAAUUUCACAACCAAAAUUUUGAAGGUUUACCAAAAAGAAGCCCUGUAUGGUUAUGUCUGUGUGGUUCGAGUAGAGCCCUUCUGCUGUGCUGUGUUUGCAGAGGACCCGGAUUCCUGGAUCAUGAAGGACAAUAUUGUCAAAAGGCUGGGGGCUCAACAGUGGGUAGACAUGAUGCUGGAUAUUCAGCCAGAUCCUUCCAGUUUGCCCACUACCGAUUCCAGUGCUCACCGGAUUUCAUCAGCUUUGCCUGCACCAAGAAGGCCAGCGUAUCUCACAAAAGCCUUGGAAUGUAAGGAGACCCUGCAGCGCCAUUUGUUUCCAGUGACACAGGCAAACCUACAAUUUCAGCCAGAAUCCCUCUGUAAGAAGCUGUUCUCAGAUCAUCACGGACUGGAGGACUUACUGAAGGCACAGACACAUCCUUGUUCUCAUGGGAUUAUGGUAGUUUCUAGAAGCUGGGCUGGUGAUAUUGGUUUAACGAAAGAGCAGAAUGUCCUAUGUGAUGCUCUCCUGGUAGCAGUCAACAGCCCUCUGGUACUGUACACAAUCUUAACAGACCCGAGUUGGAAUGGAGGAUCUGACUAUAUGUACAACACUGCCCUUCAGUUAAAGCAGCAGCUCCAGGCUCUUGGCGGCUACUCAGGAAAAGUGUGCGUCAUUCCAAGGCAGAUAGACCUGACCAGCAGAGGGCCCAGACCUGAUCAGUCCCCAGUGUACUACCCCAGGUCCUACACGCUGUGUAGUAAAACAGAAGUGGAAAAUGUGCUACAAGCUCUUGUGGUGGUCUCACUGUGCUCCAGGUCGGUGCUGAGUGACAAGUUGGGCUGUGAGUUUUUCAAGCAGCGUAUAGAAGACCAAUGCAGCUUACUCUCCAAGAGCCUCCAGGAAACCCGGGAAUUGUUCAUCCAUUGCUUUCCGGGAAUCAGGAAGACAGCUCUAGCCAUAAAGAUCACGGAGAAAAUCAAGGACGCGUUCCACUGCAAACCAAAAGAGAUCCUCUAUGUUUGUGAAAAUGACUCCCUCAGGGAUUUUGUGAUCCAACAAGUAACUUGCCAAGUUGUGACCCAGAGGACCUUCAUGAGAGAAGAGUUCCCAAAGAUUAAACAUAUAGUAAUGGAUGAGACGGAGAAUUUCUGUAGGAGACACGGUGACUGGUACCUGAAGGCUAAGAGCAUCACCCAUCCAAAAGUGAAGGGGGCUGCAGGUGAAACCCUUCACCAUGGGAUCCUCUGGCUUUUUCUGGAUCCUUUCCAAAUCCAUCGUGCAGAUGUUAGUGGCCUUCCUGCUCCUUCUGCUCAGUUUCCUCGAAAAGUGAUCAUGAAUGAGAUCCACUGUGCCGUGGAAAUAGCAAACGUCAUGAAAGAAGAAAUGAAGAGACUCCAAGGAAACCCUCCCUCCAACAUAGCUCCAGACAUGCUGGCAAUGUUCCAAGAGGCUUCCUAUGAGGAAGCCAUGUGUUCCCAGGCUCUGCCUGGUAUGUGUGAGAUCAAGGCUAACCUGACACUAGAACAGAUAGCCCUCUGUGUGGCAGAAAAAUGCCACAGCCUGUUCCAUGAUGGCUAUCUGCCCAAAGACAUUGCAAUUCUGUACUGGAGAGGAGAAGACAGAGGGCGGUAUAAGGACAUGUUGCUCAGAGCAAUGGCUCAGAGGACAGCAGAGGUUUCAUUCAGCAGUGCUGCUGAUGUUUGUAGUGACGGCAUAAUUUUAGACAGCGUUCAGCAGUUUUCAGGCAUGGUCAGGAGCGUUGUGUUUGGGCUUAGUCCUGAAUGUGUGCAGUCCGACAGGGCUCAUCAACUCUGCUUUGCCUCAAGAGCCAUCAAUCGUCUCUACUUGCUGUAUGAAAGGAAGAUAGCCUUCUGAUGACUAUUGCAAAUAACACAGGAAGCUAUACAAGAGCAAUCUCUCCUUCCA
Onychomys torridus (southern grasshopper mouse) is the source of this 2748-nucleotide messenger RNA. RefSeq names its product schlafen family member 14 (gene Slfn14). Gene Ontology annotation, biological process: rRNA catabolic process; mRNA catabolic process. The record is from RefSeq and is a predicted model, not a curated record. Gene Ontology annotation, molecular function: RNA endonuclease activity; ribosome binding. The transcript is spliced from 4 exons. NCBI's taxonomy places the organism in Eukaryota, Metazoa, Chordata, Mammalia, Rodentia, Cricetidae. The coding region runs from base 1 to 2697 and encodes 898 amino acids.